CGCGUGCUGCCAUCUUGUCACAGUGAGUCGACAGCGUUCAUUUAAACUUUCGCCUAUUUCUGCGAAAUCAUAGCAAUAAAUUUGCAAAGAAACAACCGAUGCCUACCAAAUUGUUUGUAGGGAACAUCUCAGACUCAUGCAGCGAAGACGACCUCAAGGAAGCCUUCGAAAAAUACGGUAAUAUUGUGGAGAGUUCGAUAGUUCGAAAUUAUGCAUUUGUGCACUUUGAGAAAAAAGAAGACGCCGACAAGGCGAUCAAAGAGCUCCACGAAACCGAACUGAAAGGAAAUGUGAUAAGAGUAUUACUCUCCACCACUCCACAUAAGAAGGGAAGAGGUAGCGGCGAAGGACGGCCACCAUACCCGAGGGACAGGGACAGACAAGGUUAUUCGCGGGGUCCUCCUUCACGAGGAUGGGGUUACCCACCGCCUGAUCAGAGAAGCCGUUACCAUCCAUAUUACGACCGCAGUGAUUACUACAGAGGAGGAUAUCCUCCUCAGUACAGUCGAGGAUCUGGAGGCCAGUAUGGGUAUUACAGUACUUACGACAGUGACUAUUCUAGAGAUUACCAGCGGAGUUACUCGUCUUACUAUGGUGACAGAUAUGGCGGUGCUGUAACAUACCCAGAUACGUCGAAAAGGCAAUCCUGGGACCACUAACUGUGCAACGUGACACUUUUUUAAGCUGACCAAGAGCAGGCUUGUUUUGAAGGCGAAACAUAAAAGCUAUUUUUUGAAUUAUGAGGUGUUUUCUUAAUUUUGUUUACAUACUUAAGAGCAUGCUAAUAGCAAUGGAAAUGUGGAACAAGUGGCAUCUUAUCUAUAUUUAACUUUGUAGUUAUGAAACCAUGGAAACUGUAGAUCCUGUUGACCAUCUCCCGCAGUUCUACAGUUUGUACAUAGUGUCUUUAAAGCUGCCUUUGUUGCAACGACACUUUAGAGGAUUUACUCUACCGGAUCAGAUCAGUUACUGCAUUGGUGUCAUAUUUUAAUUAUGUCAACCAUUUACACUAGCAUUUGUGUUAAGAAAUUAAUAACCCUUGAGAAAUUUUGUUACUUGAUGUCUGGUUUGAUCUAUUACUGAAAUGAUUCAAAAAUCUGGAUAGGAAUUAAAGUAUUGAUUGUUGAAUACCUCUUUACAGAAUCUUAGGUAAAGCGGUUGGGAGUUUAAAUAUUGUCACUAAUAUAAGUUCUCCAAUGUAACUCAGGAUACAGUCAGGAUUUCUUUGUAUAGAUAUGGCAAGCAUGCUUUGUUUCUUUUUACCAGCAUUAACAGAAAGUCUACUUUUAUUUAGUAAUAACCUAUCUCAAAUGCUUAUUUACUUUGUAACAUGUUGUAACUUGUGCAUGAUUGCAGUAAUGCUGUUAUUGAUGCGAUUCUAUUUCACAGAUUUACAGUCACCUUGUUCUUUUGCACAAGUUUGUUAAGACUUAAAAGUUGAUUGAUGGGGACAAGUUCUUUGUGAUUUGAUUCUGUUCCCACACUGAAAGUUGUAUGAGAUAUAACAUAAAUUUGUUUUCAUUGCAAAUUCCUUGUGUGCUUCAAACUCUUCAUUUCUAAGUACAGUAGCUGUUACUAACAUUUCAUUUGUCAUAUCUUAACUUAUCAAUAAAAUGUGCAAACACUGUGGCAUAAAGCCUGGUUUUUGCUAUGACUUCAUACUUAUUUCUCAUUGAAAUUCAUCUUAGAAAACUUUUCUCUACAGUCGCAGCAUGGUUCUUAGCUCACAACCAAAGUUGCAAUCUCAGCAGAGCAUAACCUUGUUUGAUUAUACAGUACAUGUAUGUGCAAAUAAAAAAAAUAUUGUUAUUGUA
Orbicella faveolata is the source of this 1814-nucleotide messenger RNA. RefSeq names its product RNA binding motif protein, X-linked-like-1. The record is from RefSeq and is a predicted model, not a curated record. Lineage: Eukaryota; Metazoa; Cnidaria; Anthozoa; Scleractinia; Merulinidae. Gene Ontology annotation, molecular function: RNA binding.